GAAGGAGACCCAACUCUUUUUCUGUUUUUAAUUUUUUUAUAAGCUUCAUAGUUCGACGGUCGCAUUAUUAAAGAUAAAGCAACAAAUUCCUCCUUUUAUUUCUCUCUCUCUUUCUCUCUCUCUCUCCUUCCUUCAACCAAUUCCCGCCAUGAUCAUCUCUGCUCAAGCUUCCUAGAGAUCUUUGUAGAAGAAGAGCAAGGGAAGGGGUGGGGUAAAUAAGUAGGCAGAGGUAGAAGAAAGGUCAGAGGACAUGGGGAACUGCCUCGGCUCCUCUAAUAAGUCCGCGAGUAAAGGAAACACCAUUUCAGGGCUAUCAUCAGCUAAAGCAAGCAGCAGCAGCAGCAGCUCAACUACAACCGGGAAGUUCUCAACAUUUAGCAGCAGCACAUUUGAGCAAUCCACAGGCAGUGGAGGGAGCAACGAUGAUGCAUUUCCAGACGGUAGAAUUUUAGAAACGUCAAAUCUUCGGAUAUUUACAUUUGCAGAGCUAAGGAGUGUGACAAGAAACUUUAAGCCAGAAGCUGUUCUUGGAGAAGGUGGAUUUGGUAAGGUGUUCAAGGGCUGGGUUGAUGAGAAAACUUUGGCUCCUGCAAAAACUGGACUUGGGAUGGUGGUUGCUGUGAAGAAACUCAACUCUGAGAGUAUGCAAGGCUUCGAAGAGUGGAAGUCAGAAAUUAAUUUUCUAGGAAGGCUUUCUCAUCCCAAUCUAGUCAAGCUUUUGGGCUAUUGCUGGGAAGACGAGAGGCUUCUCCUUGUCUAUGAGUUCAUGCCGAGAGGAAGCCUAGAUAACCAACUAUUUAGAAGAUGGUCAUCCUUUACACCACUUUCAUGGAACUUAAGGCUAAAGAUAGCCAUAGAUGCCGCUCGAGGUCUUGCAUUCCUACAUUCUUCAAAGAAACAAGUAAUCUACCGUGAUUUCAAGUCCUCCAAUAUCCUCCUCGACUCGGAUUACAAUGCAAAGCUCUCUGAUUUCGGACUAGCAAAGAAUGGACCUACAGAUGAUAACUCUCAUGUUACUACCAGAAUCAUGGGAACAUUUGGUUAUGCAGCACCUGAAUAUAUUGUUACUGGUCAUUUAUAUGUUAAGAGUGAUGUGUAUGGAUUUGGAGUUGUCUUAUUAGAGCUGCUCUCUGGUCAGCAAGCACUCGACCCGAUCCGCCCAGCCGAACAACAAAACUUGGUCGAUUGGGCCAGGCCAUUUCUGUCUGAUAAGAAGCAACUGGCUCGGCUGAUGGACCCCAAGCUUGAAGGAAAGUAUCCUUCAAAAGGAGCUCUUCGAGCAGCUCAACUCACGCUUAGAUGCCUUAGUCAGGAGCCCAAAAAACGGCCAUCAAUGAAGGAAGUUGUUGAAAUACUGGAAGGCAUCAAAGACAAUGCAAAGCAGACAGAGGAAGGUAAAGGUAGAAGGCACAAAAGAUCAGGAGUGAGAGCUACGGCUAUUAACCACUUUCCCAAAGCAAGAUGAUUGCUUUAUGAUCCUUGAAUUUUUACGCAUUCCUCACGUCGGAACAGUUUUUUUUUUUUUAAUCUUUUGUAAUUGAAAUCUUUGUAGUUUUUCCUUUCAGUAUUGCUACAAUUUCAGCAUUGUUUGCCAAUGUGUUUUGUAUUCUUAUUGAAGAAUAUGAACUGAAUAAUAUUCGUUUCAUAAGGAAAAUUAGGGGAAAUUAUUUCGAACUC
Molecule: messenger RNA, 1677 nt
Organism: Dendrobium catenatum
Lineage: Eukaryota; Viridiplantae; Streptophyta; Magnoliopsida; Asparagales; Orchidaceae
Product: probable serine/threonine-protein kinase PIX13
Exons: 6
Coding region: 251-1465 (404 amino acids)
Biological process (GO): protein phosphorylation
Molecular function (GO): protein kinase activity; ATP binding
Source: RefSeq, a predicted model, not a curated record